AUGGCGCCAGAACUGUUCUAUAAGAACAUCGGGCGCGUCUCAUACAAAGCUGAUGUUUAUAGCUUUGGGAUGUUGCUAUUGGAAAUGGCAGGCAGAAGGAAGAAUCUGAAGGUAUUGACAGAGAAUUCAAGCCAAAUUUACUGGCCAGAUUGGGUUCAUGACCAAGUCUCUAAUGAGAAGGCUAUAGAGAUUGGAGAUGGUGGCACGGAAGAGGAAGAAAAGAUAGUCAAGAAGAUGAUUAUUGCAGGGUUGUGGUGUAUACAAAUGAACCCUCUGAAUCGCCCUGUAAUGAACGAAGUUGUGGAGAUGCUUGAAGGAGAUAUGGAAAGCCUGCAACUUCCUCCGAAACCUGUUCUACAUCUAGAUGAUAAACCAAUGAGCACUUAUGGAGAGUCAUCUUCCAUGUCUGAUUAUUCUACUGAAUCAAUUAGCUUGAUUGAAAAUGCAUAUAAUUAA
Messenger RNA from Populus nigra (black poplar), 456 nucleotides. RefSeq names its product LEAF RUST 10 DISEASE-RESISTANCE LOCUS RECEPTOR-LIKE PROTEIN KINASE-like 2.3. Bases 1 to 456 code for a protein of 151 amino acids. Gene Ontology annotation, biological process: protein phosphorylation. The record is from RefSeq and is a predicted model, not a curated record. The transcript has a single exon. Gene Ontology annotation, molecular function: protein kinase activity; ATP binding. Lineage: Eukaryota; Viridiplantae; Streptophyta; Magnoliopsida; Malpighiales; Salicaceae.